CAGGCUUUCUAUAUUUACAUGCUGUGAAGCUACUGUUCAUUCAACUUAGAAUUAUAAAUGUGAUUCAGUAAUGCAAAAUAUCAUGAGACAUAUUUAGUCAAGCAAUAUUUUGUAUAGGGAUGAUGACCAUGUUGUAUGUUAUGUAAUGUGUUUUUGAAAAUACCUCUUGAAGUGAUGCCACAUUCAGUUGCCAUAGCAACUGUUUGUUUAAAACAAACAAGGUUUAAUCAUUGUCAGUGCAACAAAUCUUCAGUUAUGGAUGGAAAUAGUGGUUCUGCAGAAGACGAACUAGCUCGCCAAGGACUGUUCAUCGAUGAUAUUCACAGGCUUCGUAUCCUCGAUCCUUCUGUCGCCGAUCAAACGCAAAAACUGAAGAGGGAGUGCGAUCAUUUCCUCGAAACAACAAGAAAUUUUGAGAAAACGGUUGAUGCUUUCAAAAAAGAAGCCAGAAGAACGGCGGCAGCUGUAGAAAUCGAGAAAAAACGAGCUAUUGGUUACCGGCUGUUGCUCGAUGCGUUACGAAAAAAAAAGGAACAGGAUCAGCGUCAAUUAAUGGUGGAGGUUGACCGUAGACGCCUAAAGCUAGAGCAACUUCGCGUUGAAACAGACAUGCUGCAAAAAGCAGAUCACUUUCACCAGGAAAUCAUUGAUCAGUUUCAAAUGCUUCAUUAACGAAUGUUCCUUUACAGUACUGCUAAAUUUUCUCUAUCUAGUUUAAGUUUAUUCCAUGGAUGGUGCCUUCCCACCGCAUGUUUCUACGCACCUUGCAUUUAACUCUGAUUCUAUAUUAACUGUGAGUUCGGCCAAAAUACA
Molecule: messenger RNA, 813 nt
Organism: Daphnia carinata
Lineage: Eukaryota; Metazoa; Arthropoda; Branchiopoda; Diplostraca; Daphniidae
Gene: IFT20
Product: intraflagellar transport protein 20 homolog
Exons: 3
Coding region: 136-672 (178 amino acids)
Biological process (GO): protein localization to cilium; centrosome localization; intraciliary transport
Cellular component (GO): cilium; intraciliary transport particle B; centrosome
Source: RefSeq, a predicted model, not a curated record